Messenger RNA from Otolemur garnettii (small-eared galago), 1706 nucleotides. It is a transcript of the gene TLCD5, whose product is annotated as transmembrane protein 136. Gene Ontology annotation, cellular component: membrane. The coding region runs from base 397 to 1134 and encodes 245 amino acids. The record is from RefSeq and is a predicted model, not a curated record. Lineage: Eukaryota; Metazoa; Chordata; Mammalia; Primates; Galagidae. The transcript has 3 exons.
UUCCUGUUGCCGCGAUCCAGGCCCCGAGCUGUGGGCGCCCAGGCGCCCGAGGGUUCCUGGUGCGCUCCGCUAGAUCAGUCAUCACUGGAGGGUUGUUAAUGACAUUUACUUAUAACUGUGAUGUCAGCUUGUCAACUCAGAAUACAGUUCCCAGUUUCCAGUGUACAACUUCUGCCAGUUGCCAACAUGCUAUCUCUAAGGAACAUAGAGUUAUAAAUUUAGCCAUACUUAAAAUAGAAGAUGCUUGGCUGUGUAGAUAAGGAGGAAGUAUUUCAAUAAAAGUAAUAUGUUUAUGCUAUUCUGUAGGCGAAAUGAGGACAUAUAUACAUAGUGACCCAAAGCUGUUUUCUUAGGGUGCAUCCUUUGUUUUUCUGGUUUUGGUCUUUUCAUCCUAGGAUGGCAUUAGCUCUGUGUCUGCAGGUGCUGUGCAGCCUGUGUGGCUGGCUCUCGCUCUAUAUUUCUUUCUGCCGCCUGAAUAAGCACCGAAGCUAUGAGUGGAGCUGCCGCCUGGUUACUUUCACCCAUGGAGUGCUCUCUAUAGGCCUCUCAGCUUACAUUGGCUUCAUUGAUGGCCCAUGGCCUUUUACCCACCCAGGCUCACCUAACACACCCCUCCAAGUUCACGUCCUGUGUCUCACCUUGGGCUACUUCAUCUUCGACUUGGGAUGGUGCGUCUACUUCCGGUCUGAGGGGGCCCUGAUGCUGGCUCAUCACACGCUGAGUAUCUUAGGCAUUAUCAUGGCACUGGUGCUUGGGGAGUCAGGCACAGAAGUCAAUGCAGUCCUCUUUGGAAGCGAGAUUACCAACCCCUUGCUACAGAUGCGCUGGUUUCUCCGUGAAACAGGCCACUAUCACAGUUUCACUGGAGAUGUAGUAGACUUCCUCUUUGUGGCUCUGUUCACUGGAGUGAGGAUUGGUGUGGGAGCUCACCUCCUUUUCUGUGAAAUGAUCUCACCCACACCCAAGUGGUUUGUGAAGGUUGGCGGAAUAGCCAUGUAUGCGGUGUCUUGGUGUUUUAUGUUUAACAUCUGGCGCUUUGCAUGGAAGAAAAGCAUUAAGAAGUACCAUGCUUGGAGAAGAAGGCUGAGUGAGGAACGGCAGCUAAAACAUAAUGGACAUCUCAAGACUCACUAGCUAAGACUCGCUUCAGACAAUGGGUUAAGUCAGCCUUGGGAACCAGGUUGGAAAUUAGACUUAUAACAAACUUAGGUUUCAAAAAAGGGCUAAAUUUAUUGAUCAAUUUGGUCAGUCUUCAAGUUGAGCAUAUAUCAGUAUUAAGACAGUAACUUCUAUACUGACACACUUGUAGAAAGUGAGAAUACUUAGUGGUAGUUGGGAAUGAGAACUGGCAUUUGUUUUCAUGUGUAGUAACCCUGGGUCCUCUUGCCCUUGGGAGGUUUGAUGUUCAGACAGCUGAGAAAGGAACUUGAAAAGGGUAUUUCUUGUUCCUUCAGGAAAUAACUCCUUCAACAACAACUUAUUCCUGCUUUCUGUAUAGUAAUUUAUAUACGUUCACCCCAUUUACUAAUAAUGAGAGACUUUCAUGAAGAGCCGUGGCUUUGGCAAGGUCAGGGAAUUGGGUCUGCUUAAUUAAACAAAGGAGGAUAGAAAGAUGAGAAUUCAAAGUAUGGCAAUGGUAGGGAGUUACUUACUGAACUUCCCUGUUGUACCUCUAUUGGAGGUCCCCAAGACCAGGACUAAAAGAC